UUCAUUCGUGUUGCAACUUUAGUAUCCUGCUCAACACUUCAUCACCAAGCAUGUCAAACCCGGCUCUUACUUUUCAGCGCCAUUGGCACCACCUCUCUGCCUCCUCCCAAACCCUCGGUCCACUCUCAGUUCGCAUAGCCACCCUCCUCAUGGGCAAGCACAAGCCCCGAGGUAUCUACUCGCCCGCAAACGACCAAGCAGGUGACUACGUAGUGGUGACAAAUGCCGAGAAGGUUGGCGUAACGGGCAAGAAGGCCGAGCAGAAGGUGUAUUACAGACAUAGCAUGUAUCCGGGAGGUUUGAAGGUUGAGCGAUACCAGGAGAGGAUGGAGAAGAAGCCGGAGGAGAUCAUCCGCUCAGCCGUCUCAGGGAUGCUCCCUAAGAACAAGCUGCGGGAUCGUCGCCUGGCAAGGCUCAAGAUCUUCGCGGGUGAGGAGAACCCCUUUGCGGCAAACAUUGCGAGGAGGUACGAUGUCUCAGGAGGUGUACAGUCAUCGGCUUCAGUCCAGGGUGUCGUCGAUGCGAUCAAGGAGCAGCAGGCUGGCAAGUCAUAGCAACGGCCUCCCUCCCUGUCUCGUCCCUUUGCCGC
This is a messenger RNA of Jaminaea rosea, 589 nucleotides long. RefSeq names its product ribosomal protein L13. Gene Ontology annotation, cellular component: mitochondrial large ribosomal subunit; ribosome. The coding region runs from base 51 to 554 and encodes 167 amino acids. Gene Ontology annotation, biological process: translation; negative regulation of translation. NCBI's taxonomy places the organism in Eukaryota, Fungi, Basidiomycota, Exobasidiomycetes, Microstromatales. Gene Ontology annotation, molecular function: structural constituent of ribosome; mRNA binding. The transcript has 3 exons. The record is from RefSeq and is a predicted model, not a curated record.